This is a messenger RNA of Brassica napus (rape), 1272 nucleotides long. RefSeq names its product probable aspartic proteinase GIP2. Gene Ontology annotation, molecular function: aspartic-type endopeptidase activity. The record is from RefSeq and is a predicted model, not a curated record. Lineage: Eukaryota; Viridiplantae; Streptophyta; Magnoliopsida; Brassicales; Brassicaceae. The coding region runs from base 1 to 1272 and encodes 423 amino acids. Gene Ontology annotation, biological process: proteolysis. The transcript has a single exon.
AUGGCUCGUCUCUUCAUUUUUCUAAACAUCUUCUUCGUUUUAGUAGCAACCACCACAUCUUUGACUGAACACAACCCAAAGCCUAAGCCAAGACCAAAGCAAAAGCCUCAUGCUUUUGUACUUACGGUCUUUAAAGACACCCAAACCGGUAUCUACUACACCAACGUGACCGUCGGCAAACCAUCCCUUGUGGUUAACCUAGCCGUAGACGUUAGAGGCUCAGCCUUAUGGUUCCAGUGCGACGAGCUCGGCUAUAACUCAACCACCUACACCCCUAUUCUCUGUGGGUCCAACGGCUGCGAACAAACUAAAGAUCAGUGCCUCACUUGCAUGGGCACCUACGGACCAUCUUGCAGAAACGACACUUGUCACGCUUACCUCCAAACCCAAAUGACCUACAACACUGUCCUCGCUUCUCUAGUUAAAGAUGAUGUUGUCCUAAGCUACACGUCACCAUCAACUAGGCUCCCUCUCGCUUGCAUGUCUGCGUCAGAGGUCGUGGCCGGGCUUCCGUAUGGUACUCAGGGCAUUCUCGGACUCGGUAAUAGCUCAACGUCUUUCGUUAAAGCCAUGGUCUCUUCUUACAAGAUUCCCUUUAAAGUAGCUCUUUGUUUGCCUUCUAAGCCCGGAAAUGAUUCCGGGGCUGUUUACAUAGGCGGCCGCCCAUAUAGGCUGAGGCCGAACCGUAAAGAUGUUAGUGGGUUAUUAGUUUCCACUCCUCUUGUCUCAAUCCCGGAGACAAGAGAACGAGGGGAGGAUAACUAUUACAUAGACGUGAAAUCUAUCCAAGUCAACGGAAAGAAGCUCUCUUUUAAUCAUGAUUUGUUGACUUUUAACAAGACGAGUCAUUGGGGAGGUACAAAGAUCAGCAACAUAAUCCCUUACACUCUCUUGGAGACUUCCAUCUACAAAGCUCUUGCUAAAGCCUUCGUUGGGAAAGCUCAGAAGCGAAAAGCCAUAUAUCCUUUCACUGACUGUUUUAGCUAUAAAAGUUUUGGAGGAAAGUCUCUUUUGGAGAAAGAGGUUCCGGUGAUUAGUUUGGUUUUGGGAGGAGGAGCCAAGUGGGAUAUCUAUGGACCAAACUCGCUUGUGAAGGUGAAGAAGACCGUUUUGUGUUUAGCUUUUGUGGAUGCUGGAGACGGUCCGAGAAUUCCUAUUGAGAUUGGAGGAUAUCAGAUGGAAGAUAAUCUAGUUGAGUUUGAUCUUGAUGCCUCUAAGUUUUCUUUCUCUUCUUCUCUUUUGCGUCACAAUACUUCAUGUAGUGGACUGUGA